AUGUUGCUUGAUAGCUUAUCAGGUGAUGAACGUAGAGAAUCUGAAGUUCAAGAAAUUUUCGCGUACUUUUUUAUCAAGGAAGUAAUGAAGAAAAUUAUUGAUGAGAGUGUUCCUUACAGUAUUUCGAAGGACCCAAGCAAAGCACUGGAUAUAACAGAUGAUGAUCUACAUAAGUUCCUUGGAAUCUGUAUUCUUACUCCUGUGUGCAAAUACUCUAACAUAAGACAUUAUUGGGACAAGACAGUUGGUGUGGAUAUGAUAAAAAAAGCUUUGUCAUUGAACAUGUUUGAAAAAAAUCGAGGUAAUUUACAUUUCAAUGACAACUCAAAGCAAGUACUGAAUAAAGAAGCUGGCAGAUAUGAUAAGCUGUACAAAUUGCGUCAAGUUCUUGAUGAAGUUGGGAAGAAGUUUCUUUCUGUUCCUAUGGAAGAAUGUUUAUCAAUUGAUGAGCAGAUGUGCGCCACUAGGGCUAGACAUCGCCUAAAGCAGUAUAUGCCUCAGAAACCUCAUAAAUGGGGCUGUAAAUUAUCUGUUGUCUGUGGUGUGUCUGGAUUUGCCUAUAAAUUCGAAAUAUACACUGGAGCUGAAAAUGAGUUGAAAGACAGACUUCAUCAUGAACCAGACUUGGGAGCUAGAGGAAAUACAGUUGUCCGACUGUGCAGAGAGAUUCCAAGAGGUGUGUUUCACAAAGUGUACUUCGACAAUUACUACACCAGCCUUCCACUAGUUUCAUACUUGACUGAGCAAGUGCCUGAAUGCAAAGAGAAGUGA
Molecule: messenger RNA, 771 nt
Organism: Schistocerca serialis cubense
Lineage: Eukaryota; Metazoa; Arthropoda; Insecta; Orthoptera; Acrididae
Exons: 3
Coding region: 1-771 (256 amino acids)
Source: RefSeq, a predicted model, not a curated record